This is a messenger RNA of Brassica rapa (field mustard), 3853 nucleotides long. RefSeq names its product U-box domain-containing protein 7. NCBI's taxonomy places the organism in Eukaryota, Viridiplantae, Streptophyta, Magnoliopsida, Brassicales, Brassicaceae. The record is from RefSeq and is a predicted model, not a curated record. Gene Ontology annotation, biological process: protein ubiquitination. Gene Ontology annotation, molecular function: ubiquitin-protein transferase activity; protein binding.
ACUCUUUUAUUUUGUUAACAGUUGACUAAUUUAUGUUAGAGUCAAUGUUGAUUUAGUCACGUUUUAAGAAGUCCAUGUAGUAUUCUUGAAUUAUGGUUGAGUUGAUGUCGUAUUUGAUACUGGCCAUUUGUUGAGAUCACACUUGGCACGACUGAAACUGUUGGGUUUGAAAUUGGCUUUUUUCCAUGAUCCAUUCAUCUGGUUCGGAAAGUGGUCCGAUAAUCCUAUUAGCUGAUGGUUCAUAUAAGGUUCAGUUUCGCCGAGAUUUCUAAAAAAUAAAGCAUUGUCUUGGAGAGAAUAUGAUAGAUUAUAUGAGAUUAAUGGUUAUACGCAUCAUUAUCUCGAAGAAGGGUGUUGGAGAUAAAAACCCACAUUAAAAAUAUGAAUGUAACUUAAGUAAUAUAUAAGAAACUUGGACCAUUUCACUUACUAUCAAUUGAUUUUAAGUUAGAAACCUAAUAAAACUUAACAAAAAUAUCAAUUUUUUUAAUGUAAACUACAGUCAUAAACUAAAUCAACUAUUUGAUGGGCUUUUUGAAAGUUCAUAAAAGUGAGUUUAAAAGACAAAAAAAAAAUGAAUGCGUUCUAUAAGCUGGGGAAAAAACGCAUAUCUAUGGAGUACUACGGAAGAAGCAAAGAAAAAGAAAUAUGCUAUGUGAUAAUUUGGUGGAGUGUCAGAGAAAUACAUGCUAAAAUGUUCAAGUGCGAUAACAUAAUUUAAACGACAAUUUGUACAAUUUUCCACUAACUUUCUGAUGAAAUACGCCAAAAACAUCCGCACUAUUUGCAACCAGAAACACUAAGCCCCCUCCAAAAAGAGGUUAACCACAAACACUAAACUCUUCAAAAAAGUUAAUAAUCGCACUAACCAUAAAAACCUUUUAAGCAGAAGCAGGAGUUACGAAAAAUCAGAAUUUACUAAACAAUUGUAUAUGUAUGUCAACUUACAGACUUUACUACAACAUCAUGUGUUGGAGAAAACUUCCUAAAACUAGAAAUAAAAAAAUAAAAAAGGUUAAAAUAUUUUAUAGAAAGAACCGUUCAGUAGUCAAUUAAAAUAUUAAUUAUAUGUCACGGUAAUGCCGUUCCGAACUUUUUAAAAAUUACACACAUAGGUUUUUAAGUAGUACCACUCGCAUAUCCCCUUCUCUCUCUCUCUCUCUAUUUCAUUCAGUCCAUCUCAUGGAUCGAUGCCAAGAACAGAAACCCUAGUUCCUCUCUCUCGAUUGUUAAUAUUUUUAUGAAGUCUUACAGUCUCCGCUCAGAGUUAUCAGGUGAGGGUUGAUCAUGGAUGUGACCGAGCUCGAGGAGAAUCUCUUCGCUGCUAGCGAUGCCAAGUUACAUGGAGAUAUGUGUAAGGAGCUAUCAGGAGUUCUCUGUAAGGUACUCUCAAUCUUCCCGUCGUUGGAAGGAGCAAGGCCUAGGAGUAAAUCAGGGAUUCAAGCCUUAUGCUCUUUACAUAUUGCACUUGAGAAGGCAAAGAAUAUUCUUCAGCACUGUUCCGAGUCUAGUAAGCUUUACUUGGCCAUUACAGGGGAUGCUGUCCUUUUAAAGUUUGAGAAAGCCAAAGUUGCUCUCAUCAACAGUCUUAAACGUGUUGAAGACAUUGUUCCUAGCUCUAUUGGGUCUCAGAUUUUGGAAAUAGUUGGUGAGCUAGAGAACACUAGGUUCUUGCUUGAUCCAUCAGAGAAGGAAGUGGGUGAUCAGAUCAUUGCGCUGCUCCAGCAAGGGAAAAAGUCUGACAACUGUAAUGACAACACAGAGCUUGAGAUUUUCCACAAGGCGGCUACAAGACUCAGCAUCACUUCUUCUAGAGUGGCUCUGGCGGAAAGACGGGCACUGAAGAAGCUCAUCGACAGGGCACGCGCAGAGGAGGACAAGCGCAAGGAAUCAAUCGUGGCUUAUCUGUUGCAUCUUAUGAGAAAAUGCUCCAAGCUAUUCAGAAGUGAGAUCUUGGAUGAGAAUGACUCCUCUCAGGGCUCAGCACCGUGUUCUCCCACUGUUCAAGAAGAGAAUGGGAGUGUUCAUGGGUUUGGUCGUCAGCUGUCUAGGUUUGGCUCCAUGAACUUCAAGCCCAUCAACAGUCCGAGAUCAGGACAGAUGCCUGUUCCACCUGAAGAACUGAGAUGCCCUAUAUCUCUGCAGCUUAUGUGUGAUCCUGUCAUUAUUGCUUCAGGGCAGACUUAUGAACGGGUUUGUAUUGAGAAAUGGUUUAGUGAUGGGCACAACACUUGCCCAAAGACUCAGCAACAGCUCCCACAUCUCUCCUUAACUCCCAAUAACUGUGUUAAAGGUCUUAUUGCAAGCUGGUGUGAACAGAACGGGACUCAAAUCCCGAGCGGACCUCCGGAAUCUCUAGACCUCGACUACUGGACACUAGCUCUCUCUGGCUCCGAGUCCACCAACUCAAAGUCAGUAAACAGUAUAGGCUCGUGUAAUAUGAAGGGAAUACAAAAUGGUACUACUGUUGUGGAACAACAAUACACAGAAGAAAGUUUUGUGUCUGAUAAUGAUGAUGAUGGUAAGGAGGAUUCUGACAUGAAUGUGCUUGAGAGAUAUCAAGAUCUAUUGGCUGUGUUAAACGAAGAGGAGGACUUGGAUAAAAAAGGAAAGGUUGUGGAAAAGGUCAGGCUAUUGCUGAAGGAUGAUGAAGAGGCCAGGAUCUUCAUGGGAGCAAAUGGGUUUGUUGAAGCUUUGUUGAGGUUCUUAGGAUCGGCUGUAGAUGAGAAUAAUGCGGCAGCGCAGGAAAGAGGAGCUAUGGCUUUGUUCAACUUAGCCGUCAACAAUAACAGGAACAAAGAGUUGAUGUUAACUUCUGGGGUUAUACCUCUACUAGAGAAAAUGAUAUCUUCUUCCGAGUCCCAUGGUCCAGCAACUGCGCUGUAUUUGAAUCUUUCAUGUCUUGAAGAAGCCAAACCCGUGAUAGGUUCAAGCCAAGCAGUGCCUUUCCUUGUCCAUAUUCUUCAAGGGGAAGCUGAAAACCAAUGCAAGCUCGAUGCUCUCCACGCCAUCUACAACCUGUCCACAUAUCCUCCCAACAUCUCUGCCCUCCUUUCAUCCAACAUCAUCAAGACCCUCCAAGGCCUUCUCGCAUCAACAGUUGAACAUCUGUGGAUCGACAAGUCAUUAGCCAUAUUACUAAACCUUGCUUCGAGCCAACAGGGUAAAGAUGAGGCGGUGUCAUCACAAGGCAUGAUCAGCAGUCUAGCAACAGUGCUUGACAUGGGUGACACAACGCAGCAAGAGCAAGCUGUUUCAUGUCUUUUGAUUCUAUGCAACGGAAGAGAGUCUUGUAUCCAGAUGGUGCUACAAGAAGGUGUGAUACCAUCGUUAGUGUCAAUCUCAGUGAACGGGACUACGCGAGGCAGAGAGAAGUCUCAGAAGCUUCUAAUGCUGUUCAGGGAACAGCGGCAGCAACGGGACCAGCCAUCACUGAAGAGAGAUGAGGAGCCGCCAUCACAGAAGGAAGCUUCCAGGAAGUCUCUGUCGGCACCAAUGUAUGUCCAUGAAUCACCAGCUCAACCUUCAGCUUCAGGUCCGGAAUUUGAACCAAGAGUCUUGUCGAAAUCGAUGUCGAGAAGAAAGUCGUUGGCAAGGCCGUUUAGUUUCUUCUGGAAGAAAAGCUACUCGACUCGCCAGUGAGUGAGGGAGUGAAUGAAUGAUAUGAACAGCCUUUGUAUGUAAAGCUUUGUUUUUGUUUUUCUUCUUACAAGUUACAAAACGUCAUCUCAUAGAGAAGAAGAUAUGUACAGGCCACAAUGUGACUACACUCGAUUUUGCUGCUUUUUUUGGUUAGCCAAAAAGAAGAAUGUAUAUGAAUGAAGUUAAUAAAUAAUAAAAGUAUAAAACAAAA